Messenger RNA from Oryzias melastigma (Indian medaka), 3176 nucleotides. RefSeq names its product condensin-2 complex subunit D3. The record is from RefSeq and is a predicted model, not a curated record. NCBI's taxonomy places the organism in Eukaryota, Metazoa, Chordata, Actinopteri, Beloniformes, Adrianichthyidae. Gene Ontology annotation, biological process: meiotic chromosome condensation; mitotic chromosome condensation. Gene Ontology annotation, cellular component: condensed chromosome, centromeric region. Gene Ontology annotation, molecular function: histone binding.
AUGGUCCACCGACUGUUCUCCGUGGAUGUGGUCAUGGCUUUGCUGGAGCAGCCAGAGAGAAGGCUGGAGGAGUGUCAGGAUCCGGAGCUCGCCACCUUUCUGCCACAGAAGUUUUUGAUCCAGGAUCUGCUGUUUGCUCGAAGGAUGGAUGACUCUCCCACCGUCCAAGGCCACGCCCUUUCUUGCCUGGCUCAGUGUUUAGAACUGCCCUCACUCAAUGUCACCAGGGCCGUCCACAACCUCUUUUCUACCACUGGGACUCAGACGGGACUGGACAGUGAACUCACUGGAGUACCUUCCUGCACGCAGAGCAACAUGAAGAGUCUGCCUUUCAGGACAGUGGAGAUCAGCAGUGCCGACAACUCCAGCUCUGAUGCAGCAAAGGAAAACCUGGCUCUUCUUCUUCGCCGUGUGAAGGACUCAAAGACGAACGUCAGGAAGGCAGCGCUGCAGGCCUUGUUGGGUCUCCUGAAGCAUGACGUGGUUCCGCCAACCUGGGAGAAUCUGGAAACUCUGUCAGAGCGAACCAGAGACCCAGCUGUGUCUGUGAGGAAGAAGGCUUUGCAGUGUGUUGAAGAGCUGCUCAGUGCCAAAGCAGAGUGCAGCACAGUCCAGAAGGUGUGGCUGCAGGGUGUGCUGCCAGCAGUGGUGGACUCUGAAAGCUCAGUCCAGGAGAAGGCAUUGGAUGCUCUGGAAAAAGUGCUGCUCAGUCAAAUCAAACCGUACUCUGCCAGCCAUCACAUGGAUACAAAUCAGAGGCUUACAUGGGACCUGCUUGGGUUGUUGUCCCAUGAAUGCAGAAACCUGAGCCGUUAUUUCAACAGAACCUUCACCAUUUGGUCCAAGCAGAACAAGUUCACGCCAGCUUUCAUCACUAACCUGAUGUCACACUUUAAGGCCGAUCAUGCUGCAGGAGCCUGGCUGCUGCUUUCCAAAGUCGCCACUUCAUGUCCCAAACUCCCAUGUGGUAAAAUCCUGGACUCGUGGGAUGCAUUGAUCAAGUCAAGGGAUGUGGAUGUGACAACCUUCUGUCACAUCCUAUCUGUUGUGGGAGACAUCGCUGUUCAUUUAAACAAUGAUACCAAGAAGAGGAUAGUUGUGGACCUAAUGUCUUUGUUGAAGAGUUUCACUUUGUCUCUAGAGCUGAUCAGUGCAGCUGUGCAGACUCUUUAUCAGCUUGGCUGUCAGGAGAGCAUCAAACAGACCCAGGCUUUUCUAGACGAGCACUGUGGCGAGCUCUUGUCUAUUUGUGAAGCUUAUUUAUCCGCUGUCAUCCUGAAUGAAAAUGGAGCCCAGGACUUUGAUGAAGAACUGAUGAUAAAGCAUCUCCAUACUCUGGGUGUGACAUCACUUCAAUGUCCGGCAAAAGUCAGCAAGAAGACUGUUCUGUUGGUGGAAUCUGUGCUGACGGCAGAUUCUGACAACCUGCCAGAUUGCCAGAACGAUGUCCCACCUUCACUGCCUCUGUCUCAGUUCCAAGUCAACUCUUUACCCCCCCGGAUCAAAGCCCACGGAGUCUUGACUUUUGGGAAGUUGUGUCUGCAGCGGGAGGAGCUCGUCCACAAGUAUCUGCCGGUUUUUGCCAGAGAGCUGGAGGUCGGCAAAGAGGUCGCUGUGCGUAACAACGUUGUGGUGGUCAUGUGUGAUCUUUGUGUUCGAUACACCAACAUUGUGGACCAUUACAUCCCUGACAUCUCUGCCUGUCUACGAGACGACGAGGCCGUCAUCAGGGAGCAGACUCUGAUCAUGCUCACUAACCUGCUGCAGGAGGAGUUUGUCAAAUGGAAGGGCUCCUUAUUCUUCCGCUUCAUGAUGGCACUCGUCGACCCAGUCCCUGCUAUUGCCAGUUUGUGUGAGUACUGUCUACUCCACCUGCUGCUCAAGAAGAACCCAGAAAUGUUCAGUCAGCACUUCAUUGAGUGCAUCUUCCACUUCAACUCCUACAACAAACACAAGUCCUACAAUAAGUUCCCUCAGACUGAGAGGGAAAAAGUUCUGUUCUCCCUGAAAGGAGCUCAGCACCGCGAGAAGCGCUUUCGGAUCUAUCGCUUCCUGUUGGAGCACUUCACAGAUGCACAGCGCUUCAACACCUCCAACAAGAUCAACCAGACUGUUUUAGCAUGCUUUGCUGAUGAGGAGCUGCCUCUGGAUGCAGACGGUGCUGAGAUUUUAUCUGAGACAUUUACCAUCUUGAGCCUAAAGGAAAUGAAGCUUCAAGCUACAUCUGCUGGAGGUGCUGCAGGAGAAGAACCAGAGGAGGAGAACAUGGCCAGGGCUGUCCUGCAGGCUGCACAGAAGAAGGUGAUGUCACAGGUCCAGAAGAAGGCUUUCGUUGAGAACACCAUUCCCUUAGUCAUCAGCCUGAAGAACCUGCUGGAGCAGAGAAGAUCUCCUGUCCUCAAAGACCUCAUGGCCUACCUGCAGGUGAUGAUGCAGGGAUACCGCAAUGAGGUGAAGGAGUUUUUCUCUGGAGACGAGCAACUGGCAGCGGAAGUGGAAUUCGCUCUGAAGACAAUGGAAAAGGAAAAGGAGAUGCAGGAACAGAUGGAGAACUGCAGCCUGAGAGAAGAAAGAGCAAAACCACCAACCGCACAGGGUUCAGUCCCCAGCUCUCCCCUUAAGCAGAGUCGCAUGCUGGCUUUAAACUUCACCACACCACAGCCUCCUCGUCCACACCCACAGAUGGUCAGACGACCUAUGACUGACUCGCGGGUGUGCAGAUCUAGACCAGAAGAGUGCAGCAUCUCAAAAUCCAUUGCCCUGGAAGGAACAGGGAGGCUAAGCGAAGCUCUGAAAGAUAGAGCCUUCAGCACACCCAAAGGCACAAACGUUCAAAUAACAUUUCAUGAAGGCCUCAGUGCAAUCUACAGUGACCAGGCAUCGACCGCCAGUGGAGAAGCCAGCGUCCUUCACAUGAGACCAGAUGAGCAGGAAAAUGCUGGUCCAAAGUUCUGGAAUGUUCAGUCUCCUUUGCGCCAGAAGAAAAGAUCUUCCAAAGUGUAGCUGACUGACAGUUUCAUGUGUUCAUGGGUUUUUGUUUUGUGUCAACUUUACUGUAAGUGCUGUCUUCAUUAUUACAACAUUUUUAUUGUCGUCACUUCCUAAUGAUAUUCUGACCUUUUUUUACGUGUCUGCUGCAUUUUGUUUCAAUAAUAAAGUCCUUAGUAACGAAGUGA